ACCAAACACUCUUCUCUCCCUGUAAUCUCAGACUUCCUUCUUUGACUCUCUUAAACUCUCUGCAUAGAUCUUACCGUUACCGUCCACUGGCAAUGUCGGUUGCUGCCACUUCAUCGACGGUCGGAUCGUUCUGUCUCUCGAGGCCACGACCUUCAAGAUGCAUGGCUCGAGCAACGAUGGCCGUCCGAUCCAACGUUGCCUCUGUUUCUCCGAUCUUGACCAAGUUAAAGAAGGACUGUGCUACUCCCCUGCCGGUUCUGCGCCACGUGGCGGAAGCAAUGGCCAAAGACAUGCGAGCCGGGCUUGCCGUUGACGGUGGCAGCGAUCUCAAGAUGAUCCUCAGCUAUGUUGACAGUUUGCCUUCUGGCAAUGAGAAAGGGUUGUUCUAUGCUUUGGACCUUGGUGGAACAAACUUUAGGGUAUUGAGGGUGCAAUUGGGUGGGAAGGAAGAGCGAGUAAUUGAUGUCGAAUUCGAGCAAGUUUCAAUCCCUCAGGAGUUGAUGUUUGGUACAUCUGAGGAACUCUUUGAUUUUAUUGCUUCCGGGUUGGCAAAAUUUGCAGAAAAGGAGAGUGUAAAGUUUCACUUGCCACCCGGAAGACAAAGAGAGAUUGGGUUUACAUUUUCGUUCCCUGUGAAGCAGACUUCCAUCGAUUCAGGCAUAUUAAUCAAGUGGACAAAGGGUUUCUCAGUCUCCGGAACGGCAGGAAGAGAUGUGGUUGCAUGUCUGAAUGAAGCCAUGCAGAGGCAAGGAUUGGAUAUGCGAGUUUCUGCCUUAGUCAAUGAUACAGUGGGAACUUUAGCCGGUGCAAGAUACUGGGAUGAUGAUGUCAUGGUUGCCGUUAUUUUGGGUACUGGAACCAAUGCCUGCUAUGUAGAGCGAACUGAUUCCAUUCCAAAACUGCAGGGGAAAAUGAAGUAUUCCGGAAGAACGAUUAUUAAUACCGAGUGGGGAGCGUUCUCAAAUGGUCUGCCUCUAACCGAAUUUGAUAGAGAUAUGGAUGCUGCUAGUAUAAAUCCUGGUGAGCAGAUUUUUGAGAAGACAAUUUCAGGAAUGUAUCUUGGUGAAAUUGUACGACGGGUGCUGAUGAAGUUGGCCGAAGAAGGUGCUAUAUUCGGAAAAUCGAUCCCACAAAAACUAUACACACCUUUUACCCUUAGGACCCCAGAUAUUUGUGCAAUGCAGCAAGACAAAUCCGAUGAUCUUCAAACUGUCGGUUCCAUCCUUUACGAUGUAGCAGAGUUGGAGCCCAACUUAAACACAAGGAAGACUGUCGUGGAUGUUUGCGACACAAUCGUGAAGCGAGGAGGUCGAUUAGCAGGAGCAGGAAUCGUAGGAAUUCUUCAAAAGAUGGAGGAGGAUUCAAAAGGCAUCAUCUUCUCAAAGAGGACGGUUGUGGCCAUGGAUGGCGGUUUGUAUGAGCAUUACCCUCAAUACAGAAGAUACUUGCACGAGGCGGUCGUGGAGCUUCUGGGGAUGGAAAUAGCAAGGAAUGUAGUGAUAGAACAUUCCAAAGAUGGUUCUGGCAUUGGAGCUGCUCUCUUGGCUGCUUCAAACUCCAAAUAUGAUCAUGACUUUUAGGGAAGGUAGUAUUGCAACUCCAAAUAAGUGAUUUGAUGUUCCAAUUUGUGCAUAUAUUGUCUCUAUUUGAGACCCAAAAAUUGAAUGUCUUUGUGUUCUUAUCUACUAAAUGAUGUCAAAAUCAUGCUCUAGUAAGAGGAGAGAAAACCAUGAAGGUGGUAAUAUAAUUUGGCUUGUCUAAUUUUCCUA
Molecule: messenger RNA, 1769 nt
Organism: Tripterygium wilfordii
Lineage: Eukaryota; Viridiplantae; Streptophyta; Magnoliopsida; Celastrales; Celastraceae
Product: hexokinase-2, chloroplastic
Exons: 9
Coding region: 93-1580 (495 amino acids)
Biological process (GO): glucose 6-phosphate metabolic process; glycolytic process; intracellular glucose homeostasis
Cellular component (GO): cytosol; mitochondrion
Molecular function (GO): D-glucose binding; mannokinase activity; fructokinase activity
Source: RefSeq, a predicted model, not a curated record